Colletotrichum paranaense is the source of this 744-nucleotide messenger RNA. RefSeq lists its product as uncharacterized. The record is from RefSeq and is a predicted model, not a curated record. The transcript is spliced from 2 exons. The coding region runs from base 1 to 744 and encodes 247 amino acids. Lineage: Eukaryota; Fungi; Ascomycota; Sordariomycetes; Glomerellales; Glomerellaceae.
AUGGACACCGACGUCCACCUUCUCCACAGACACUGGGAAGAGUCAGACGUCUCUGGAAUCCCCGCGAACGAGGGGUCUUCGCUUCCAGUCUUCCGCUCGAACUCUCUCAGCCACCGGCAAGCCCAACCCCCACCAGAUCAACGCUGGUCCGAUGUCUCGACCACCAGGAAUGCGCGUCGACAGCACGUUGCGAAAAGUCUGUUGCCAAACCUUUUCCCAGCAGCUCUUGGCGCUCGGUCCCCAUUGCGUCCACUCGGUCUCCCGAUCGAGAGUCUUCGCCCGGUUUGCUUUGGACCGAACGCGAUCGAAGAAACUCUAGCCCGCCGCGGCAAGCCGGAGAGCCCUGGUGAGGGUGAGCCGCUCUUUUGGGGCCGACUCAUGUUCCUCCUAUGCUCUUGUGGUGCUUGGCGAUGUCGCACGUGUCAGCCCUUGGUGCACAACUCCAGCGAGUUCAGCCCGUGCUCAAGACACGUUUUCGGUCAAUUUCUCGAGGGAUUCCAUCGCGUGGACCGUGAUGAAGCUAUCUUCACCACCAAAAUUUGGACUGAAGUUCUAGAGGUUCACAACCUGUUCAUCGCCAAGUCGGGUAUCCGAUGCCAGGACGCUUCCAAGACUUACAACCUGUCGAUCGGUAUUGAAGGAACGCCCUCCAUGGUAGUGGUGAAAGGUUGGCAAAGCUUGCCACAGAACCAAGCUUCUGCCUCCCUGAUGACAAGAAUCUCGGCGCUCCAGUCCAGCGCCUGA